This is a messenger RNA of Prunus persica (peach), 3433 nucleotides long. Its product is annotated as homeobox-leucine zipper protein ATHB-14. NCBI's taxonomy places the organism in Eukaryota, Viridiplantae, Streptophyta, Magnoliopsida, Rosales, Rosaceae. The transcript is spliced from 18 exons. The record is from RefSeq and is a predicted model, not a curated record. The coding region runs from base 621 to 3170 and encodes 849 amino acids. Gene Ontology annotation, molecular function: DNA-binding transcription factor activity; DNA binding; lipid binding.
UCUCUCUUGGCCUGUCUAUCUCUCUCUUUCUGUGGGUUUUUCUUUUUCUCUUUUUUAAUUUAACAAAAAACAGAAAUUCAUUCUCUCUAGAGGAAAAUCCUCGAGAUUGGAGCCCAAACCACAAACAAGGACACCCCUUAAACACUGUUGAGCUAGCAAGGGACUUUUUCCAACUUGGGUUAUUGAGUUUUUGAGAGGAAGAGAAACAGAGUCACAGAGAGAGAGAGAGAGAGGGAGGGAGAGAGAGAGAGAACAGAUACAGCCAUCUGAUGAAGGAGAGAGGAGGCUCUCUUGGCGGAGAGAGCCUGCCCUGCACUGAGAACAACAACAACAACUACAACACCACCCAAGAAGAAGAAGACGAAGAACAGCUAGACCAACAACCAAAACAGCCAAAGCAAACAUCUUUCUGAACUUAUAUUCCUCAUUUUUUGUUGUUGCUCUGCCAAAACAGUGAGCUCAAGGCCAGAGCUUUAUUAGCACACCAUAAAACACUACCUGGGUCGUCUUUGUUGUGACUUGUUUCUUGUCUCUUUGGAGAUUUUUCAUUGGGGGGUUUUCUCUUCUUUUCUUUUUACCCUAUAGCUUUCGUGUGAGGUGGUUCUGUGUUUUGUGCGCAUAUGGCACUUGUUAUGAACAGAGAUUCACCAGGAAGUAGUAGCAAGCAAAUGGAUUCAAGCAAGUAUGUACGGUACACACCAGAGCAGGUUGAGGCCUUGGAGAGAGUCUACUCCGAAUGCCCAAAGCCUAGCUCUUUGAGAAGGCAGCAGCUGAUUAGAGAGUGUCCUAUUCUCUCUAACAUUGAGCCUAAGCAGAUCAAAGUCUGGUUCCAAAACCGCAGAUGCCGGGAGAAGCAGAGGAAGGAAUCUUCUCGACUCCAGACAGUGAAUAGAAAGCUGACUGCAAUGAAUAAGCUGUUAAUGGAAGAAAAUGACCGCCUACAGAAGCAGGUCUCUCAUUUGGUGUAUGAGAAUGGAUUUAUGCGACAGCAACUGCAUAGUGCAUCUGGAACGACCACAGACAAUAGCUGCGAGUCUGUGGUCAUGAGUGGUCAGCACCAACAACAGCAAAACCCAACACCUCAGCAUCCGCAAAGGGAUGCUAACAACCCAGCUGGUCUUCUUGCAAUAGCGGAGGAGACCUUGGCAGAGUUCCUUUCUAAGGCUACCGGAACUGCUGUCGACUGGGUCCAGAUGAUUGGGAUGAAGCCUGGUCCGGAUUCUAUUGGAAUCGUCGCUGUUUCCCGCAACUGCAGUGGGGUAGCAGCACGAGCUUGCGGUCUUGUGAGCCUAGAGCCCACAAAGGUCGCUGAAAUCCUCAAAGAUCGUACAUCAUGGUUUCGGGAUUGCCGUUGCCUUGAUGUAUUAAGUCUAAUCCCUGCUGGAAAUGGUGGGACAAUUGAGCUCACGUACAUGCAGACUUAUGCACCCACAACAUUGGCUGCGGCACGUGACUUUUGGACACUGAGAUAUACUACAAGUUUGGAAGAUGGCAGUCUUGUGGUAUGUGAGAGGUCGUUAACCUCUUCAACUGGUGGCCCAACGGGGCCUCCAUCUGCAAGUUUUGUAAGAGCUGAGAUGCUUCCUAGUGGCUAUCUUAUCCGACCUUGUGAGGGUGGUGGUUCCAUUAUCAACAUUGUUGAUCAUGUUGAUCUAGAUGCCUGGAGUGUUCCUGAAGUUCUCAGGUCCCUUUAUGAAUCAUCCAAAAUCCUUGCUCAGAAAAUGACUAUUUCUGCCCUGCGACACAUACGACAGAUAGCUCAAGAGACUAGUGGAGAAAUUCAGUACGGUGGAGGUCGCCAGCCUGCUGUUCUGAGGACAUUUUGUCAGAGACUCUGCAGAGGGUUUAACGAUGCUGUCAAUGGGUUUGCGGAUGACGGUUGGUCACUUAUGGGUAGUGACGGUGUGGAGGAUGUGACAAUUACCAUUAACUCAUCGCCAAACAAGUUUCUUGGUUCCCAGUAUAACGCAUCAAUUUUCCCCACUUUUGGAGGAGGGGUGCUGUGUGCUAAGGCAUCAAUGCUGUUGCAGAGUGUUCCCCCGGCUUUGCUUGUUCGUUUUCUGAGGGAGCAUCGCUCAGAAUGGGCUGAUUAUGGGGUUGAUGCAUACUCUGCUGCAUGUCUUAAAGCUAGCCCAUAUGCAGUUCCUUGUGCAAGGCCAGGCGGCUUCCCGAGCAGCCAGGUUAUCUUACCUCUUGCACAAACUGUGGAGAAUGAGGAGUUUCUAGAGGUAGUUCGCCUAGAGGGUCAUGCUUUCUCUCCUGAGGAUGUUGCUUUGGCGCGGGAUAUGUACUUAUUACAGUUGUGCAGUGGAGUUGAUGAAAAUGCAGUGGGUUCCUGUGCUCAGCUUGUCUUUGCACCUAUUGAUGAAUCGUUUGCUGAUGAUGCUCCUCUGUUACCAUCUGGUUUUCAUGUCAUACCAUUGGAUCCCAAAACAGAUGGACCUACUGCAAAUCGCACAUUGGAUUUGGCCUCUACGCUUGAAGUAGGACCGAGUGGUUCUCGUCCUGUUAAUGAGGCUGAUGGCAAUAGUUACAACCUUAGGUCUGUGCUAACCAUUGCCUUCCAAUUCACCUUUGAGAACCAUUUGCGAGACAAUGUGGCUGCUAUGGCUCGACAGUAUGUGCGUAGUGUUGUAAGCUCUGUUCAAAGGGUAGCUAUGGCUAUUGCCCCUUCCCGGCUCAGCUCCCAAAUGGUACCAAAACCCCUUCCUGGAUCUCCUGAGGCUCAUACUUUGGCACGAUGGAUUUGCAGAAGCUACAGGAUCCACACUGGAGCAGAGCUCUUUCGAGUCGACUCCCCAUCUGGGGAUGCUGUUUUGAAGCAACUUUGGCACCAUUCAGAUGCAAUCAUGUGCUGCUCUGUGAAAACGAAUGCAUCUCCAGUGUUCACCUUUGCCAACCAGGCUGGACUUGACAUGCUUGAAACUACUCUUGUGGCCCUCCAGGAUAUCAUGCUUGACAAGAUUCUAGAUGAAGCUGGACGGAAAAUUCUCUGCUCGGAGUUCUCCAAAAUCAUGCAGCAGGGGUUCGCGUAUCUGCCAGCAGGAUUAUGUGCCUCCAGCAUGGGUAGGCCAGUGUCCUAUGAUCAAGCUGUUGCAUGGAAAGUUGUUAAUGACGAUGAUUCGAAUCACUGCCUGGCAUUCAUGUUCAUGAGCUGGUCCUUUGUGUGAUGGGGAUAAUAGAUUCUCAAAAACACCUUAGCUAUCUAUUAAGUUAUGUAGUUGCUAUAAAGAGCACGUUUAGACAUUUUGAAGUCACAGUAGCCAAUAGCAGGAGCUCAUGGAGACUCAGUAUGUAUGUUUAUAUUUUGGCUGAAUGGAUAUAUCUGUAUGGUUACGGUUAUGUUGUCUACUUCAACAUGUCAGAAUGGUUUCUGCAUUUGGUUGAAAUUUCAUCCAACUCACGUUGGGUUGGCCUAAGUUGGGUCAUAAUC